GUUUCCAUGGCAAACCAAACAAUCUAUGCGGCGGAAGUAAGAACGUCUACUCGGUGUGGGCCCUCCCGCCGGAUGACGUGGCCCCCAGGCUGAAGAAGCUGAUGCAGGGCCUCCGUGCCGAGUUCGGUGGUCCACAGUUCGAGCCCCACAUCACUGUGGUGGGGGCUAUCAGCCUGACCCUGGACGACGCCCUCGCGAAGUUCCGAUCGGCUUCUGAGGGCCUCAAGGCCUACGACGCCAAGGUUGAUCGCGUGGCCACCGGCACCGGCACCUUCUUUUACCAGUGUGUUUCCCUCCUUAUAAAUCCGACCCCUCAGGUGGUGGAAGCUAGUGCUCACUGCUCUGGCCAUUUCGGUUUCAAACGCUCAACCCCUUAUAUGCCACAUUUGAGCAUCCUCUACGGUGAUCUGACCGACGAAGAGAAGAAGAAGGCGCAAGAAAAAGCUAACACUCUCGACGAGAGCAUUGCCGGCCUGAGCUUCCCCGUUACUCGCCUUGCGUUGUUCAAAACCGACCCCAAAGAUAUAACUCUCAAGUCCUGGGAGAAGAUUGCUGAGUGCACCCUCGAAUCGAAUUAGUUCUCUUACUGCGUGCUUAUGAUCAAGCUUGUAAUCAGGUUCUGUUUCAGUGUUCCUGUCAUCUCUUGAUCAAAAACAUUAACAAGUUGGAGGUUUUGUUGUAAUGUCAAUUGUCAAAGGCUUAAAGCUGUCACAGAGGAUGGGGCUUUUUAAGUAAACGCUUGGUUUGGUGAUCACUAAUCCACUAUGGUUUUAAUAUGUUCC
This is a messenger RNA of Malus domestica (apple), 782 nucleotides long. Its product is annotated as cyclic phosphodiesterase-like. Gene Ontology annotation, biological process: cyclic nucleotide metabolic process. Lineage: Eukaryota; Viridiplantae; Streptophyta; Magnoliopsida; Rosales; Rosaceae. Gene Ontology annotation, molecular function: 2',3'-cyclic-nucleotide 3'-phosphodiesterase activity. The record is from RefSeq and is a predicted model, not a curated record.